AAUGCGGAAGUCAAGUUCACGGUUUCCUGAGUCAUUCCUCCUACGUUUCAAACGAGAUAAGUCUCCAAUAACAACAUUAGACUGCUACGAACUCAGUUUGUCACUGAAUUAUAUUAAUAAUGGAGGGAACUGUAUCAAAUGUGGAGGUCUGUAACUUUGCUUACACGGGGCAGUUUGAGAAAUUAAAGCAGUGCAUCCUGUCAGAUAAAACACUUGCCUCCAAAACGGACCGGGACAAAAGAACAGCGCUGCACUGGGCUUGUUCUGCUGGCCACACCGACAUUGUGGAGUUUCUGCUCAGCCUGGGAGUUGAUGUGAAUCUGCAAGAUGAUACUUCAUGGACUCCCUUGCACAUUGCAGCAUCUGCUGGCAGAGAAGACAUAGUGAGAUCUCUGAUAGCCAAAGGAGCUCAGCUGAAUUCAGUCAAUGAUAAUGGGUGCACCCCUCUGCACUACGCCGCAUCCAAAGGCAGAUACGAGAUUGCCUUGCUGUUGUUGGAAAACGGAGCUGACCCCAAUGUUACCGACAAGUUGGAGUCUACAGCUCUUCACAGAGCGUCUGCCAAGGGCAACUACCGCCUCAUCCAGCUGCUUCUCAAACAGAGUGCUUCCACCAACAUCCAGGACUCACAGGGCAACACACCACUCCACCUGGCAUGUGAUGAAGAGCGUGUGGAAGCAGCCAAAUUGCUGGUGGAGCACGGGGCCAGCAUUUACAUAGAGAACAAGGAGGAGCAGACCCCUCUCCAGAUGGCCAAGGGUGGUCUGGGCAACAUACUUCGUCAGAUCGUGGAGGGGUGAUGCUUUACCUGGAGUACAGGUCAUGUUCCUGCUAAAAUCCCCACUACUGCCAUUAUGAGAAUCCUCAUUCCAGUCAGUCUUCUGAGCAGCCUAGUGUGACACAUUGAGAUGUGUGGCAGGGGGAGGAUGAGACGGUAUCUGAGAGUAGGUUUGGACUGGACUGUAUUCCUAUCAGCUCCUCAGAUAUGGCUUUAAUAAUGCACAGACCAAUGUCCAAUGAAGUGCAGCCUUUCCAGCUUUUGUUUUUUUUCUUUUGAACGAUGGAAAUGAUCUUGUUAAUAAAGUAGAAUAAAUCUGUUUUGCUUGAAUA
This is a messenger RNA of Mugil cephalus (flathead mullet), 1110 nucleotides long. RefSeq names its product proteasome 26S subunit, non-ATPase 10 (gene psmd10). Bases 120 to 800 code for a protein of 226 amino acids. Gene Ontology annotation, molecular function: protein binding. The transcript is spliced from 5 exons. Lineage: Eukaryota; Metazoa; Chordata; Actinopteri; Mugiliformes; Mugilidae. The record is from RefSeq and is a predicted model, not a curated record.